UGAGCCCUUUUUUGGUCAAUGACCAAAACCUACCAAAACAGUACAGCUUUCCCUUCUUUGGCAUUUGAAAGACUCAAAGUUUCUUUCUUCUCAGGAACAAUGACCAUUGAAGAACCUGAACCAAACCCCACCUCAGAUCAUAUUCUGGACUGGCUUGAGGACUCGUUAACGUUCCUCCCUUCGUUCCUUGAUGAUCCCUACCACGCUGGCGGUAUCGAUACUUAUCAGUGGUGGACACAAGGAGAGAAUUUAGUCCAAGAACAGCUGAUUAGUGCUAGUGUUAGUCCUGUGGAGAACAUAAAUGUUACAACUAGCACUAAUGCUACUGGCAUAACGCCUAGUGAUCUUUCUACCAUUCCAAGCCCUCCACGGCCGUCGGAUCCUUCCAGGAAAAGGAGGAAUGCCGAUGACCCUCUUCCAAGAUCAUCACAAAGUCAGCAGCAGAGGAAGAAUCAUGGCCGUCGGAUCAAUGAAAGUUAAGAAGGGGAUGAAGAAAUUGUGACAGUUAAGAGGUCAGUUGGUAACAAGAAAACCUCAAACAAGUCUUCAGGAAACAACAAUACUAACGGUAAUAACAAGGAUGGUAGAUGGGCAGAGCAGUUGCUUAACCCUUGUGCCAUGGCGGUCACAGCAGGCAACCUGACACGUGUCCAGCACCUAUUGUACGUCCUCCACGAGCUUGCCUCACCUACCGGUGACGCCAAUCACCGGCUGGCGGCUCACGGACUCAAAGCCAUGACUUAUCAUUUGUCUUCGUUAUCAUCUUCCUCUUCAACAUCUACCUCAAUAGGAGCUGUUACUUUUGCUUCUACAGAACCAAAAUUCUUCCAAAAAUCUUUACUCAAUUUCUAUGAUAAGAGUCCAUGGUUUGCCUUUCCUAACAACAUUGCAAACUCUUCCAUCCUUCAAAUUCUUGCUCAAGAACACGACAAUUCGCAGAAUCUUCACAUUCUUGAUAUUGGAGUCUCUCAUGGUGUGCAAUGGCCUACACUUCUUGAGCCCCUGACCAGAAGACCAGGAGGUCCUCCUCCUCUAGUUCGCCUAACAAUUGUCGCUCCAAGUGUUGAAAAUGACCAAAACACUGAAAUCCCAUUUUCAGUUGGUCCGCAAGGUGACAAUUAUACUUUACAACUUCUCACUUUUGCCAAGUCUAUGAACAUAAACUUACAAAUCAACAGACUAGAUAACCACCCUUUACAGAAUCUUAAUGCACAAGUCAUCGACCUCUCCCCUGAAGAAACAUUAAUCGUUUGCGCGCAAUUUAGACUGCAUCAUUUGAAUCACAACACCCCAGAUGAAAGAACUGAAUUCUUGAGAAUGAUAAAAAGCUUGGAGCCAAAAGGAGUAAUUCUUAGCGAAAACAACAUGGAUUGCAGCUGCAGCAAUUGUGCGGACUUUGCAACAGGUUUUGCGCGGCGAGUGGAGUACUUAUGGAGGUUUUUGGACUCAACAAGUGCUGCAUUCAAAGGGCGAGAGAGCGAAGAAAGGAGAGUAAUGGAAGGGGAGGCGGCGAAGGCGUUGACAAACAGGGGAGAGAUGAAUGAAGGGAAGGAGAAAUGGUGUGAGAGAAUGAAAGAAGUGGGGUUUGUUGGAGAAGUGUUUGGAGAAGAUGUGAUUGAUGGAGGGAAGGCUUUGUUGAGGAAGUAUGAUAGUAACUGGGAAAUGAGAGUUGAUGAGAAAGAUGGGUGUGUUGGGUUGUGGUGGAAAGCUCAGCCUGUUUCUUUCUGCUCACUGUGGAAGCUGGAGAUGAAAGUAAAUGAGAUUAGAUCAAAUACAUAACUAUCCGUUCUUACUUUUUAUUUUAUCUACAAGAAUUUCUGUGUAACUUUUGAACAAGAUUCAGCCAUGCAUUAGAAUGCUGAUUUUGUAAUCCUUGUUCUUGUUUGGCAGCUCUUUUAGUUUAUCAGUGAAUGUUUCUGUUGUACUCA
Messenger RNA from Pistacia vera, 1928 nucleotides. Its product is annotated as nodulation-signaling pathway 1 protein. The transcript has a single exon. Gene Ontology annotation, molecular function: sequence-specific DNA binding; DNA-binding transcription factor activity. The coding region runs from base 619 to 1779 and encodes 386 amino acids. Lineage: Eukaryota; Viridiplantae; Streptophyta; Magnoliopsida; Sapindales; Anacardiaceae. Gene Ontology annotation, biological process: regulation of DNA-templated transcription. The record is from RefSeq and is a predicted model, not a curated record. Gene Ontology annotation, cellular component: nucleus.